AUGUCGUCUUCCUCGUCUUCGUCCUUGUUUGAAAUCAAUGCGCACGGUCUGUUGAUUGUUUCCACAAGUCUGUCGUUUGAAUACAACAACAACAACGACAACAAUGAUCAUGAUGAUGGUGGUGAUGGCGAUACUGAUAGAGAAGAAUACGGCAAUUCCUAUAGCAAUGCGAUAAACAUGGUCCACGCGGACAAACACGGCCACGAAACAAUAACUCAUCAGCAUCUUUCUCAUUCCUCCUUCUUUUUGACGGUCCAAGAUGCUUCUCCCAAUGAUGCUUGUUCUGCGUUGGACUUACUGGACAAUCAUAAUGAUGCGAACAACAACAAGAAUGGCAAGAAGAAUCCUUCGUUCUGGAAACAAGAAAGCAUUCGUUGGAAUCCAACCGAAGUUGUUUGUCGUCAAAGGAGAAGGGACAGUGGUGCCAAUGACGGCAUGAUAUACCGGAGUGGCAAUUCGACUAUCACAUCUUCUGGUGCUGUUACAACCAUCAAUACGUUUUGUUCCAUUCCAACCAUCCGGACUACCAUCUUGAUUCCACUUUGUUCUCCUGGUAGCAAUGACGAUGGAUCCGAUAAUCGAAACAUUCCAGCACUACUAGACGAAGAAGCACAAACAAGAUCGUUGCUGGUAACGCUCUGGCAACAAGAUGAACCAAUAACAAUGGACAAUCCAACAAGCAAUGACAGCAAUAUUAUUCUAUUGACGAGACGAUUGGCCACUCUUCCGAAAAUGGCUUAUUCCAGCGAUAAUGCUAAUGCCAAUGUCAAUGUCAAUUUCGCCUCGCCCAUUGCUCGCGUGGAACUCAACGCUACUACUACUACCACUAUGCCAGCCUUGCAGCAGCAUCAUCCAAAUCCAAAUCAAUAUCCAAAUCCAUCAAGAACUACUACCAGCAUUACGAUUUGGGAUCUACUGGUAUUGUUGCUGCCCGUCUUGUAUUCAUGGCAUGUACGAGCAUGGCGCCAAGUGUAUUUGACAAGUACCUUGUCCCGCCACGCCACUACUGCUACUACUGCCACUACUACUAAUACUACUAAUAGUGGUGUGAGAGAAGACGAUUUACCAUUCGACCAGAAUCAGGAGGAGGAGGAGGAAGAAGAAGAUUCGACUUUGAAUUUGUCCUUUCCAUCGGCGACGAAGAAGAAUACUAACAGUGAUACUGAGAAUGCGAAAGACCAUACAAUUUGCCGUCAAGAAGAGACUGCGCCACUACUAAAUGCAGUAGUGCAAGAGCAAGCGGAGAAUCACACUCAUGAUGAUGAAGGAUUGGGCAGCCAAACAAAUUCGAAUUCGACUUCGAUUCAACACGAAAAAGAACAAGACGAUGAUGAUUCAUUGCCAACCAAUUCCAAUUCCAACCAAGAUAUUGCUAGUAUUGAUGGCACUCUGGCCGAUUUCAAUGACAAAACUUCGCCAGCCUUGCCAGAUUCUUCCAAUCCAGUAUAUGAUGACGAUGGUGGUAACAAUGACAACGGGACCCUGCUAUCGAUUCGAGCAACAGAAGAAUCGGAACGAUUAUCUAGGGGCCACGGAGAUCUCGUCGAAAAUGUACAAGGGCACAUUGUUCCAUUUCAUGUUGCUGGGUUUCACGGAUCACAUGUUGCACAAGACGAUGUACUGUUGGUGCAAGCUGCGGUGGAUCCAGCAAGGCAGGAGGAAGAAGAAACUACGACAACUACUACCACCACCACCACCACUACGACCAAAAAGCGAAGAACCGCAACGAGUAACAUUGUGACAAUGAUGCCACCAUUGUUGCUCCGAAACGAACAAGAAUUGGCAUUGGUGAUGGAGGGGGCGCCGCAACAAAUUGCUCGACUGGAAGACGGUGAAGUCGAGGAAGAACAAAAUCAUCAAACUCAUCACUGCGGUGUAUUGGUGCAAGCCUUGAAAUGCGAUGAUUCUUCGAGUCGUCGGCAACCAGAAGAUCCAUCGACUGCUGGUGCUGGUGCUGGUGCUGCUGUCAAUACCACUCCAUCGACUGCUGGUAGCCAAGCAGCUCAGACUGAUUUCGAGUCGCCGGUGGCACAAAAUGAAGACAAGCGAUGCAGUACGAACGACGAUUAUUUUCCAAAAGUCAAUGGAGCUAGAUUUUCAGUCUACCAAAAUGAUGAUGAUUCGGCGGACAAAGCUUCUAUUACUACGAAAUCGUCACUGUCGAAAGACGAAUGUUCCAAGUCCACUUUUCUUACCAAUAAGGGUGAUGUUGAUAUGGACGAAGAACCCCAAUGUCCAGCUCCUAGCCGUGAAGAUUGUGCAAAUGAAACACAACAGGAAGCGAUUCUCAAAGAGUAUUCUUUGGAAAUCGAUGAACGAGGCAGCGUCGAAGAAUCCAAGAACUUGUCAGCAGUUCAGGAAGACACAAAAGGUUUAGCAGAUGACGCCGAGUCAAGCUUCAAGGAGGCAUCUAUUAUCACAAACGUUUUGGAUCCAAACGAAUCCGUAUCGCCCACCAAGAAACGAAAUUUGGAAAACAUUUCAGGAGCGAAGCAGUACUAUCAAAAAGGAGAAGGAGAAGGAGAAACACUGUCCAAAAGAAUCAUCCCACAAGUCGGAAAUGAGUUUUUUGGAAUUGUCGAUUCGGAUUCUUCCUCCGAAAGCAUGGAAAAUAUUGAAGAAGAACCACCCGCCAAACAGUCCAAGACCUUCGCAGUAUCAUCGCCUCGCACUACUACUAGUAGCUCUCGGCGGGAACUCGAAGCGACAAGUGAAAUCAACAAUGAGAUGGAAGAUGUCGACAAUCCAAGAAGCAGCAGUAUUGAUGCUGCUCUUAGUGGUGACAAAAAGCACGUCCCGGAAGAGCCUUUGGAAGCUGCCGCUCAAGAAUCCAUAGAGUCUGACUUCGACGAGAAGUCAUUUGCUGCAACAUUUGAUGAAGUCAACGGAAAAAAGAGUACCGACAUUGAACAAAGUCCACCAUUCAAUACUUGGGAAACGUCAGCACUGACAACUGCGAAUAGCAUCAAGACUCCUCUUGAGAAUCAAGACGACGAUCGUUCGACAUCCAACCAAAGCAUGGGAGUCUCGGUUUCUCCUACCGAUGAUUUGCAGCAGGAAGACCAUAUUCCAAGUCUUGGUCAACCUACUGGUCCAUCUCAGGAAACGCCUGACCUUUCUCAAAACAGUAUCUCUGCAACGUCCAAGAAAGUCGAUGAAGAGUCCAACGAAAUGGAAAAUUCUAAAUCGAAGAAUAGCGCCAAAUCGCCACAAGGAGACAUUGAUGACCAAGCGGCAAUGGAAGCAAAGGAAGCUUUCACCAACGGCCAAAGUCCGAACUCACGAGAUGACAAUGAGUCCUACGUAUCUACCUUGCCUCCGGAUAGCGACUACAAUUCUGCUGCGGAUGUAGCAUGGCAUUCCCGGCGUCAGCGACGGGAAGAAAGGAGCAGAGCUUCAGAUGUCAGCUGUCUUACGCCACUCGAUAUGAAGACCAUUGCCUUGGAAGAGGAAGAAAACGAGGAGGCUAGUCAACUCGAUACCAGUAAUAUUUUGACACAGGCCAGCAUCACUGAAGCAUCGGAACCAUCAACCGCCACCCGUACUAGAAGCAAGAGUCGUCCCAAGAUGCAAAAGUUGCUUUCCCGCAAACGAUUCCGUGAAAGUGAACGUGAAGCCAAUCCCGAAAUCACCAUCAUUGAGAAUCUUUCUUCCUUGCCCAAAAAGCCCCGUCCCUUUCGCAAUUCCAAGAUUGUUCCCGACUGGGUUCCAUCCAAUGGCUUGCAGAGCGCGUCGAGCCAAUUUGCCUCAUCGGAAGAUUAUAUUUGGGACAAGAAGAAACCAAAGACUAAUAAGCCAAUCGCAAGAAAGUCCUUAUUGCCAAAUGGAGAUCGUCAUGGCGCAAUGCUGCCACAGCCGGCCCGUAGUGGUGGUGCGAAUAGUACUACUCGCCGCAAGUCAUACGGGGGUGGAAGCACUUGCAGCAGUAGUAUUCAAAAGAAGUAA
Messenger RNA from Cylindrotheca closterium, 3945 nucleotides. The record is from the annotation of a GenBank genome assembly. Lineage: Eukaryota; Bacillariophyta; Bacillariophyceae; Bacillariales; Bacillariaceae.